CGCAGAGGGCGGCUGUGACCCGGCGGAAGCAGUUCCGCGGACUGCCCCGGAACCCACGGGGGCAGGCCGCUGGGGUAGGGGGGCGGCCCUGGAGCAGGGGCUGCGGCGCUCGGGAAGCACUUGGCUGCGGUCGCCGCGCUGCGGACAGGAAACCACUAAAGUUCCUGUGGAACCAGAGUAGAAUUUUAGAAGAACAUAAUGGAUGGAGAGGAGAAAACCUACGGUGGCUGUGAAGGCCCUGAUGCUAUGUACGUCAAAUUGAUAUCUUCUGACGGUCAUGAAUUUAUCGUAAAAAGAGAACACGCACUCACAUCAGGAACAAUAAAGGCCAUGUUGAGUGGCCCCGGUCAGUUUGCUGAAAACGAAACCAAUGAGGUCAAUUUCAGAGAGAUCCCUUCACACGUGCUCUCGAAAGUCUGCAUGUAUUUCACCUACAAGGUUCGCUACACUAACAGCUCCACCGAGAUUCCCGAGUUUCCCAUCGCGCCAGAGAUAGCGCUGGAACUGCUGAUGGCCGCGAACUUCCUAGAUUGUUAAAUAAAAUAAAUUAUAACAAACUGUUAAUUUUUCAGUAUUUAAUACUUGUAGUUCAGUUAGUAAUUUUUUCAUAUAUAGCAUGUUGCCUGUCUGCAGUUGAACUAUACAGUUAAUUGCAAAGCAGAUUAUCUUCUGUUUUUUGCAUAGCAGAGUUAUUUGUUUGCCACAUCAGCAAAUUAAGGACGUUUUCACAAACAGAAAUAAACAGAUAUGCCAAUUCGUAGGUG
This is a messenger RNA of Chinchilla lanigera (long-tailed chinchilla), 764 nucleotides long. RefSeq names its product transcription elongation factor B (SIII), polypeptide 1 (15kDa, elongin C) (gene Eloc). Gene Ontology annotation, molecular function: protein-macromolecule adaptor activity. Bases 199 to 537 code for a protein of 112 amino acids. Gene Ontology annotation, biological process: ubiquitin-dependent protein catabolic process. Gene Ontology annotation, cellular component: elongin complex. The transcript has 4 exons. Lineage: Eukaryota; Metazoa; Chordata; Mammalia; Rodentia; Chinchillidae. The record is from RefSeq and is a predicted model, not a curated record.